AUGGAAACGAUUAAUACUAAACAAGAUGAUAAUGAUAAUAGUCAAGAUGGUGCAUUAGUAUUAUGGAAAUAUAAUAAUCCAUUCUCAAAUUAUAAGCGGGAUCCUGAGAGAAUUUUUGUUUUUAAUGGGUUUACCCUUAAGAUAUCGCAAAAAUUAUCCGAUCCAAUUGAUAUUACGCAAAAUACAGGAAAUAUAGUUUGGGAUGGGGCAUAUAUAUUAAGUAAAUAUAUAGUAGAUCAUCUAAAUCUUGAUUAUUUAGUCGACACUAACCGUCGAAGAAAAAUCAGAUUUUUAGAACUAGGAUCAGGAUGUGGUCUUGUCGGAUUAGUUGCUUGGCUCACUGGUGGGUAUGUAGUUUGUACGGGUAUAUUCAAUGAUAUCGAACACACAAAGUUCAAUAUUAAACAGAAUGCUGAAUAUGUUAUGAAUCAGCAACAAGAUCAACUUGAAUAUGAUGGAGGCAAAGAUGAUGUGGUUGAAGAUAGAAGUAAAAACGUUCAUACAAAGAAAAUGUUACAAAAUUUAGAUUUAUUAAAUAAAGAUGAUAUUCAAGUUCACGUUCUAGAUUGGACAUCACUACCAACCGCUGAAGAUACUACAAACCCACUUCACAAAUCAAAUAUUCAACCAUUUGACAUAAUUCUAGCAUCAGAAAUAUUAUAUUUACCAGAUUUACACAAAGAUUUGGUCAAAACUAUUUGUUAUUUUAGUCAUUCAAAACCUAUAAACGAUCAAGAAACUAGUUCCAAAAAAGAAAUGAAAUGUGAAACACGAGUUUUGGGAAUCUAUAAACAACGUGGAUUAGGUGAAGAACAAUUUUUCAACAUUGCUCGAAUUUUUGGAAAAUUUAGAGUUGAAUGGAUUGAUACUAAUUGGAUCUAUCAACCUUCUAUUGAAUCACAUGUGAAUCAAUUGCAGUCAACAAUUUCGUCCACUUACUCCGAGUAUAAAAUGUUUUGGGUGAUUCCUGAUUCUUGA
Cetraspora pellucida is the source of this 978-nucleotide messenger RNA. The record is from the annotation of a GenBank genome assembly. NCBI's taxonomy places the organism in Eukaryota, Fungi, Glomeromycota, Glomeromycetes, Diversisporales, Gigasporaceae.